Molecule: messenger RNA, 2432 nt
Organism: Hypomesus transpacificus
Lineage: Eukaryota; Metazoa; Chordata; Actinopteri; Osmeriformes; Osmeridae
Gene: glrbb
Product: glycine receptor, beta b
Exons: 11
Coding region: 437-1924 (495 amino acids)
Biological process (GO): chemical synaptic transmission; regulation of membrane potential; chloride transmembrane transport
Cellular component (GO): synapse; postsynaptic membrane; neuron projection
Molecular function (GO): neurotransmitter receptor activity; transmembrane signaling receptor activity; extracellularly glycine-gated chloride channel activity
Source: RefSeq, a predicted model, not a curated record
ACCUUACAACAACACACAGAUUGAUUUGACAAUUUGUCCCGGCUGGAAGGAAAUUAUUUGCAAAUAAUUGAUUGACUCUUUGUACUUAUCGGUUUAUGGCACCACAUCGGCAUGUGCCUUAAAUGGAUGUGACUCAAAUCAUUGACAAAACUGAUUUUUCGACAGCGCAAAUCAGUGAAGUUCAGAGGCUAAGCAAAUUACAUCGCCCGGAGCAACUAGCACUGCAUGAAUGGAGCCUUUUAUGAUCAUAGGGAAAACCGUUCCCUGGGGACAUGAAAUUUUAGAGGGUUUUCCCUCUUAAACACACACGGGUACACUUGAAAGGAGAAGAGAAGCUCAUGAAAAAAAGGACCAAGACGCGUCAUGAAGGCUUACUGAAGACCACAGCGUUAGGAACAAGAAAAUACAAAUAACUGGCGGACGGGGAAGCCCCAAGAUGAAGGAGAUGAAGCUGACCGCCUUUCUUCUCCUCCUCUUGGUUUGGAUGGAGGGAGGAUCCACCAAGGAGAAAGGAACUAAGAAAGGGAAGAAGAAAGGAAGGCAGGUCGACUGUCCCUCACAGCUGUCAGCUGAGGAUCUUGCACGGGUCCCUGAAAAUUCAACCAGCAACAUCUUGAACAGGUUACUGAUCACCUACGAUCCCAGAAUCAGGCCCAACUUCAAAGGCAUUCCUGUUGAAGACAAAGUGAACAUCUUCAUCAACAGCUUUGGGUCGAUCCAGGAAACCACCAUGGAUUACAGGGUGAACAUCUUCCUGCGUCAGCGAUGGAACGACCCCAGGCUCAGACUUCCUCAGGACUUCAAGUCUGAAUCGCUCACCGUCGAUCCUAAAAUGUUUAAAUGCCUCUGGAAGCCAGAUCUGUUCUUUGCCAACGAGAAAAGUGCAAACUUCCACGAAGUCACCCAGGAGAACAUUCUGCUGUUCAUCUUUCGUAACGGAGAUGUUCUGAUCAGUAUGAGGUUGUCAGUUACUCUAUCGUGCCCCCUGGACCUCGCUCUGUUUCCCAUGGACACCCAGCGCUGUAAAAUGCAGCUGGAGAGCUUUGGCUACACCACAGAUGACCUGCGGUUCAUGUGGGAGACCGGAGACCCAGUCCAGAUGGAUGAGAUCGCCUUACCCCAGUUUGAUAUCAAACAAGAGGACAUCGAAUACGGGAACUGCACCAAGUUCUAUGCAGGAACAGGUUAUUAUACGUGCGUGGAGGUGAUCUUCACCCUGAGGCGUCAGGUGGGCUUCUAUAUGAUGGGCGUCUACGCACCCACCCUCCUCAUCGUGGUCCUGUCCUGGCUCUCCUUCUGGAUCAACCCAGACGCCAGCGCUGCCCGCGUUCCUCUGGGGAUCCUGUCUGUGCUCUCGCUCUCCUCCGAGUGCACCUCCCUGGCCUCUGAGCUGCCCAAGGUGUCCUACGUGAAGGCCAUCGACAUCUGGCUGAUCGCCUGCCUGCUGUUUGGCUUCGCCUCCCUGGUGGAGUACGCCGUGGUGCAGGUGAUGCUCAACAGCCCCAAGCGCAUUGCGGCCGAGAAGGCCAAGAUGGCGUCCAAGGAGAAGGCGGAGGGGAAGACGCCUGGGAAGAACAACACCGUCAACGGAACCAGAGGGACGCCCAUGCACGUCAGCACGCUGCAGGUGGUGGAGACUAGGUGUAAGAAAGUCUGCACCUCCAAGUCGGACCUCCGCACCAACGACUUCAGCAUUGUGGGCUCCUUGCCCCGGGACUUCGAGCUCUCUAACUUUGACUGCUACGGGAAGCCCAUCGACCUGUCGGGCGCGCUGGGGAGGUCGCAGGGGAAGCACAAUAAGAAGCUGCCUGCUCCCAAGCCCGUCAUCCCCUCAGCUGCCAAGCGGGUGGACCUCUACGCUCGCGCCCUCUUCCCCUUCACCUUCCUCUUCUUCAACGUCGUCUAUUGGUCCGUGUACUUGUGAUAAUCUAGUGUUUUGGUCAAUCCUCCUUCCACCCCCUUCCAUGCUUUACUUAACAAUCUAGUUGUACUCAUGAUACAUUGGGACUUGAAAUAGUGAUGAAGCAUCACAGGAGUGAUUCCUGUGAUGAAGGGUGUAGAAAUGAAUCCACAAAAUAAAAUAAAUCAAAACAUAUAUAAUUAAACUAUUAAUUAAUUGUAAAUAUCCAAGGCCUCUGCUGUUUGACACGAGAGUUUUGGUUGACCCAAAGUGUAACAUUGUGAAAUCUUUGCAUGUUGAAAAAUGGUAAACAGUAAAAACAAUAUAUAAAUAUAAACAUAUAUAGAUAUGAUUAUAAAUAUGUUCUAUUGUAACUAUAAGAGUUUGUUACUCUUGGUAUUCUCUGUAUGGGAUUCUAGUGGAUAAUGUGACACCGUAUAGCACCGUAUUCUAGUUCAGAUAGUCCAAUGACACUGCCACGCCAUCUAUUGUAACUUUUUACCAUCUUUCACUUCCUGUUUCACUUCCAUCA